UUUGAUCAGCUGUUGCAGUGGUGCAAAAAGCUGCGGAGUCACGUCACAACUCCCAUGCCAUCGCCUUUUAUGUGCAGCUCUGUCACGGUCAAAGUAACCAGGAAGCACUUAAUAAGAGGCGAUCCAGUGUUUGCGGCGUCCACACUGCGGCCAACCAUGGAGCUCCGCGCACCGCAAACUUCCUGCUUUCUGAUCUCCGUGUUAAUCCUCGCUGUUACUGCGGACCUGCAGGCACCUGAAGUUCACACAAAGCUCGGGAGCCUGAGAGGUGAGUAUGUGAGUGUAAAGGGCAAAGAGACCGGAGUCCACGCCUUCCUGGGUGUCCCAUUUGCCAAGCCACCCGUAGGUCCUUCCCUGAGACUGGCUCCACCNNNGCCUGUAGAGGGAUGGAAAGGAGUGAGAGACGCCACCAAGCAGCCAAACAUGUGCAUUCAAAAUAUAAAGAUGAGUUUGGAUCUGCUUGAAAUGAUUGGUGCCGAGCUUGCAGAUGUUCCAGACAUUUCAGAAGACUGUCUUUACCUGAACAUUUACACUCCAGCAACCAGAGCUAAAGAUACCAAGCUCCCAGUGAUGGUCUGGAUCCAUGGUGGGGGCUUCACUAUAGGUGGAGCUUCAGUCUAUGAUGGUUCUGCUCUGGCUGCUUACCAGGAUGUGGUCGUGGUUAUGAUCCAGUAUCGUUUGGGACAUCUGGGUUUUCUCAGCACUGGAGAUGAACAUGUACCAGGGAACUUUGGGCUGCUGGAUCAGGUAGAAGCUCUGAGGUGGGUCCAGCAGCACAUUCACAACUUUGGAGGAAACCCAGAUUUAGUGACCAUAUUUGGGGAGUCAGCUGGUGGAGUGAGUGUAUCUCUCCUGCUCCUCUCACCAUUGUCUGAUGGCCUGUUCCACCAUGCCAUUGCUGAGAGCGGCACAGCUGCAAUGGAUUAACUUGUGUCAGAUAAUCCUCUGCCAAUGACGCAGAUGGUUGCAAAUGCAUCUGGCUGUAGCAUUGAAAGCACAGAGAAGAUUGGGGAUUGCAUGAGAAACCUUGAUAUUGACACGAUAGUGGCUAUUGGGGAGAAUGAACAAUUGAGAAUUUUCAUAUGCGCUGAUGGACACUUCCUGACGAAAACUGCAGAUGAGCUGCUCCAUAAACGUGAACUUCUCACUCUACCAUUCAUGACUGGUGUUAAUGAUGAUGAAGGAGGAUGGAUGCUUACUAAUUUCUUUGCUCCUCCAAACUGGACAGAAGGAAUUGAUCGGGAGCAGGUCACGAACGUGCUGUCCGUCUUCUAUUCUGAUCCCAAAGGUGCAGUCAAGAAAGAUCUGAUAAUAGAUGAAUACAUUGGAAGUGGUGAAGACCGUGUGAAAAACAGAGAUGGAUUGACUGAGAUGAUUGGAGAUUUUAUCUUUAACAUUCCAGCCAUUAUAGCUGCAAAUGCUCACAGAGACGCAGGCGCCACUGUAUACCUGUAUGAGUACCAGCAUCCUCCCAGUAUGCUGCAGAAAAAAAGGCCUAGCUUUGUUGGAAGUGACCAUGGAGAUGAAAUCUUUGGCGUGUUAGGAUUCUGCUUCACAACUACCCAUGUCAAAUUAACCGAUUCAUGCACUGAAGAGGAGAGGCAGCUGAGCAAAACCGUGAUGAGCUACUGGGGCAACUUUGCUCGCACAGGGUCUCCUAACGGGGAUGGCCUUGCCCAUUGGCCAAAGUAUGGAACAGAAGAGGAGUAUCUGGCAAUUGGUUUAAAGGAGCAGGUAGUUGGUCGAGCCCUGAAGAAGGACCGGUUUGUUUUUUUGACUCAGACCCUCCAAGAGGAGAUGCGACGACAUAAUGAGAAAGUAGAGCACAGCGAGCUCUAAAACAAUCACAUCUCUUCUCCUCUAUCAUUUUUUAAAAAUAAUUAUCCACUGUUAAGUCAGCCGAAUGCCUUACAUGUACAGUUUGAAUCCUGUGUGAUUUUGAGAUUUCAACAAAUGGAAGCACUUUGUUUGUACUUUUUCCAGAUUAUGCAAAGUACCAUGUAUUGUAAGAAAUUUAGAAUGAUUUUCCAGUUACACAACUUAACCAAAAAAGGUGUGUGGAGGCGGGAAAGGGGUGUUAAAACCUCGUCGGGGUAAAUACAUUUUCCAGGAGCAUUAACAUCAUUUCGAAGAGUGAUGGCUUCAGUAGGGUGGCCGGGAAGUGCAAAACAAAUUUACAAGUGGCGAAACACUUUGACAAACUCCCAAAAUACUUCUACAAGUAAAAUCAACCGGAAAGGGAAUGUGCCAACUCUGGGACUGAACCGAAAGUUGUAGCGGGGAGUGACCAAUAAGAGUUGUUGUCAUUUAUGGAGCUCAUGGUGACCCAAGAUGGACAGCGACCGAAUGAUGCUUUGCCUGUUUUGUUGCACACAUGAGCCGAUUAACGCGGUUUUCUGGUCCAUGCCCCUUAAAAAUUCUAAAGACCGACCACACAACAAACAAAACCGCGGCCACCGUACUUCAGGGAAUUUUUACUUGCUGUUUUUUGUUUCCAUGUUUAGUUUCGGUGUAAUGAUCUGGAUUUUAAUAUUAAAUGAAAAUGUCAGACUAAAGAAGGUAAUUUGUGCAAUACAAUAGCAGUAAAAAAAACAAAAAACAAAAACGAGCUCAUCCUUUUUAGGUGAUAGUUCAAAACUGCUGUCCUGUGUUAAAAUUGUGAUACACAUUCAAACUGUUGCAAAAAAUAAAGAGAUGUGACAAAGAA
Molecule: messenger RNA, 2707 nt
Organism: Stegastes partitus (bicolor damselfish)
Lineage: Eukaryota; Metazoa; Chordata; Actinopteri; Pomacentridae
Product: fatty acyl-CoA hydrolase precursor, medium chain-like
Exons: 14
Source: RefSeq, a predicted model, not a curated record